AUGUUAGAAGCGACUGGUAUAAGUCCUGUACCGGGAAAUUCGUUCGGACAAAAAGAAGGAACAUAUCAUUUUAGGUCAGAGCUAAGUUGUUAUUCGCCUCUCUUUCUUAGUUGUUUUAUAUACUUGUUUCUCUUGUCGGGUGAUGGGGGAAGUCGCGGCGCUGAUGUGGGACGGAGUAAUUGGCCUCUGAAGAUGAACAAGAGACUGGCUCACCAGGAGGAGACUGUUUUGGGAGACACCUUUUUGGCACCUAUGCUGGGUUGUUCAAACCUGGGUGAAGAAAACCCAAGGCUAUUGCGAAAUUUGAAUUCAAACAUGAAAGCGUAAAAAACCAAUUCAGAUUAAUUCUUUUUGUCUGCAAUUUGAUGAUAAGAUACUUUCAAAGGGAUAGGGAAAAUUAUCCAAGAAAACACUUUUGAACAAAAGAAAAAAAAACGGAUUAGAAUUAUACCCCCGAUUAGAGCUAAUCGGCCUCCUAUCAAUAGCCCUUUUUAGCUGUAGGUUUUGUUUUCCCAUUGCAGACCACGUCAUUUUACACUAGAUUUGUUUCUUUCAAAUGACGUUCUAUGAAUGUGCAUGCACGUGCAUAUGCGUGCAUAACUAAUGAAAAUACAAAAGGCAAAUUCCCCUGAGAACAUCACGAUGUCUGAAUCGGAUAAAAAAUUUACAAGCUAAAAAGGUCUAUUGGGCCCUGUCCUGGGGUCAAUUUAACAAAACUUUUACACUUGUAAUUUAUAAGUGUAGCCAUUGUUUAAGAGUCUGAAAACAAUAGCUACACUUGUAAAUUACACUUGUAAAAGUUGUAUAAAAUUGACCCCUGCGGAACCUCAAAAUAGCCAAAAACCGAGGCGAUCGAAUGUCCUCAAACAGUCCCAUAUUGCUAUUCGGCAAAACUUCCGACCCAGCCUCGCUCGUAACCUCCAAAGGCUAAUUCUUAAGGUGACUUGACCCAGUAUUUUUUUAGGUACACCUUCCAUCUUUGGUCUCUUAGACUUAAACAAAUUUAUCUUUAUAAUAUUGCUAACCGUUAUAACUGAUGUAUUACACACGUUGAAAACUUUUAGUUGUUUUCAAUAGCUCCUGUAUCUUUUAUUUAAAAAGUGAAAUAAACCUGACUUUAAUUACUUUUUGGAAAAGCAAAAUUAUUAUAAAUCAGGAUAUAUAAUGUUUGAAAGUCUUUAUUUUUUCUUUGUCGCAGGUUAACCAUCUUGCCAUCUGAGGAAAAGGUAGUUUCCAUGUUCGACAGAAUGAGCAAGUUUCAUGAAGAAUUCAUGCAAAAAUACAGAAAUGACAAGGAUAAUCAACACUACUUUAGCAAAUAUAAUUCCGCUUGUUAAUUCCUGGGCUCCAUGCAACCGUUGCAGCCGGUAUACCUUUACUCAUAGUUAAGAAAGUGGAAUGGUUCUGCAACCGUGCACAGCGUUCAAUAGUAUUCCUUUCAUUUUGAACUUGCUAAGUAAUAGAAACUUUUACAUCGCAUUGAUUUAUUCAGUCACUAUUUGUGAGCCAUAAGCAAAGGAUUGUGCAAGUCGGGGAGCUUCCAACAUAAACUGGAGCACCGUUUUUUUUCAUCUUUGAUAUUUACCGCCUUUCAUAACCAGUCUCCUCUACUAAAUAUACUGAAAGGGAUAUUUUUAUUUAUAUUUUUAUAAUUCCAGUUUUUAGCUAUUAAUAGUAGUUUAAUUGGCUAUUGUUCGUGACGAGAAAUUGCACUUUGGGUGAGGUUAAUCUUUGGUCAAACAAGCAAAUCAAUGUAGUGAGUUUCGCAAUGCCCAAAUAGACCUUUUUACCGAUACGGCGGCCAUAUUGAAUUAAUUCGAUUUAAGGAGUAUUAUAGGAUGCCCAGGGAAGAUUAUCACGUUUCGUUUGUAUUUUCGAGAGCUUUUCGGGACAUUUUUGUUAAAUUUUUCUUAGAAUAAGAUUCUAAUGGGAAAAAAGAUCCUUGUGCCGGGUUUGGAUGUAAUAAUGAUCGCCUUUUUCUAGUUUAGUAUUAGAAAUAUGGGCUUUCACUGUAUAUCUCUGGGGAAAAAAGCGAUCAUUAUUACAUCAAAACACGGCAGAAGGAUUUUUUUUCCCAUUACAAUCUUGUUUUAAGAAAACUUUAAGAAAAAAAUGUCCCAAAAAGCGCUCGAAAAUACAAACGAAAUGUGCUCGUGCCCCUGGGCAUCCUAUAAUACUCCUUAAAUCGAAUUAAUUCAAUAUGGCCGCCGUAUCGGUAAAAAGGUCUAUUGCCAUAGGACCAAUCGCCAAAGUAACCUCCAUUGAAUAAGACUUAUUUAUAUCAUUCUUGUUUUUAGUCAUUUGCGGGAAAAUUCUCGGGUUGGGUUAUUACAGUACAGGACGACGAACUGU
Molecule: messenger RNA, 2352 nt
Organism: Porites evermanni
Lineage: Eukaryota; Metazoa; Cnidaria; Anthozoa; Scleractinia; Poritidae
Source: the annotation of a GenBank genome assembly